Molecule: messenger RNA, 1134 nt
Organism: Endocarpon pusillum Z07020
Lineage: Eukaryota; Fungi; Ascomycota; Eurotiomycetes; Verrucariales; Verrucariaceae
Exons: 1
Coding region: 1-1134 (377 amino acids)
Biological process (GO): transmembrane transport
Molecular function (GO): transmembrane transporter activity
Source: RefSeq, a predicted model, not a curated record
AUGGGCCAAAAACGUCCAUGGGGUCUAACAUGGCGCUCAAGCUCUCUCUUCGUUGUGGGAACCGUCGGCAUUGCAUUAUUCACAGACCUCUUCCUCUACGGUAUUAUUGUACCCAUCCUUCCCUACCUACUCGAGGAUCAUAUCCACAUACCUCACAACCAAAUCCAGGGCUAUGUGUCCGGCCUGUUAGCAAUCCAUGCCCUUGCCAGCGUCCUGUUCUCCCCCAUAGCCGGUAUUAUCGCCGACCGAGCUUCAACUUCGGCCAAGUUACCCUUUCUCGGCGGCCUGCUCGCUCUGCUUCUCGCCACGUUACUGCUAUGUCUGGGUCAGACGUUCGCCGUUCUGGCGAUUGCUCGCGUAUUGCAAGGUAUGAGUGUUGCAGUUGUAUGGACGAUCGGCCUUGCAUUGGUUCGUGAUACCGUGGGCCCGGAGAAGUUAGGGACCACUAUUGGCUCCAUCUUUGGAUUUGUAUCCAUUGGGCAGCUGGUCGCCCCUGUGCUUGGUGGAGUAGUCUACAGUAAGGCUGGGAUUCUUGGAAUAUUUUGGAUGGCAUUUGCGGUCCUGGUAUUGGACUCUGUGAUGCGGGUCAUGCUUAUCGAGAAGAAGACUGCGGAGAGAUACGUAUCUGCCCAACAAACAGAGGCGGGCGUAUCUGGAAGUGAAGAGGAUGAUGGCGACGCCCUAGUCCGAGACGAGGCUCGGGAGGAAGAGCCGUUGCUCGAAAGACAAGAAUUGCGAGCGUAUAAACUGACAGGUGGUGAAUCACAAACUGUUAUAACGUGGGCGUUUCCCUUGAUAUCUUGCCUAAGACAUCCGAGACUGCUUACGGCGUUGCAUCUUGCACUGUCCCAAGCGAUCCUUUUGUCCGCGUUUGAUUCUACUAUAUCUACAGUUGCUCAAGAAUAUUUCAGGUUUACGUCCUUGGAGGCUGGCCUACUCUAUCUCGCUAUAGUGGUACCUUAUGUCAUUGGGGGGCCUAUCGCUGGUCGGAUCGUCGACAAGAGAGGACCAAAGGGUGUGGCAGUAUUUGCAUUUGGGUUUCUUGUGCCUUCAUUAUCUCUAUUGCACCUCGCUCGCCCUGGAGGCAAGGACCAGGUUGCGAUUUAUUGUGCUAUUCUAUCCUUGAAUGGGUAG